CUUGGUAAAGAGACUAUUUUGAAAACGACUCGCCGAAAGCAAAAUUUGGGGAAACUCCGGUUUGAAAAUUAUAAAUUAAAAUUGCUGCUGAAGAGAUUGAAACGCGCGAGCAAAAUGCCAACUGGACAUGGAAAAAGCAGGACGUCAGCAAAUGCACCAGAUAGUACUGGCAUUUCAGUGAAUGAGAAGAUUUUAAGGGAAUGUCAUGAACUUUAUGUGGAUAAAACGUCACCAGAAAGAGGCCUUGUGUAUAUAGCAGAUACUGUUGGAAUAUCUUUGCUUGCACCAAGAAAGAAGAUAACAGUUAUGCUUAUGGGAAACCACUCAGCAGGAAAAAGUUCCUUUAUUAACUGGUAUGUUGAAGAACAUAUCCAGAAAACUGGUGUUGCAAUUGAAACCCAAGGCUUCACAUUUAUUACCAGUGGAAAGAAAAGAGAAUCACUCACUGGAAAUGCAACAUUCCAUUUGUUCCCUCACUUCAAGCCUCUGCAAGAAAUUGAAGGAGUCAGAGAUUAUGUAUCAACUGAAAUUUCUACAUCAAAGCAGAAGAAGUUCAAUUUAGUGAUGUUUGUUGAUACACCAGGCUUGGUGGAUGGGGAUAUGCUCUACCCAUUUGAUGUCAACAAGUCAAUUGAAUGGCUAGGGGGACUGUGUGAUUUGAUAUUUUGCUUCUUUGAUCCGAUUGGACAAGCUCUUUGCAAACGCACAUUGAACAUUGUUGAGCGAUUGAAUGAACAUGACUCAGAUAAAAUCAGAUUCUUUCUGAGCAAAGCUGAUACUGCUGGAACUGAAAGUGACCGUCAAAGAGUUCUGAUGCAAAUUACACAAGAACUGUGCAAGCGGCCUGGUCUCAACAAAUGUGGGUUCGACAUGCCCACUAUUUACAUCCCAUCUCUGACGGACAGGCCACGCUGCGAAAAUAAUAUCGAUGCUGUAUGCAAGGCGAUUGAGAAAACUAUCAACCAAACAAUUCAGAAUACUUUAAACACUUUGGAAAAGGAUUGUUUUGCAAUUACGUCUAAAAUCAAUGAAAUUGUUGAAGCCGACACGAGGGCAUGGGAGCAUAAUGUGAAGACAAAGCUGUUUAGCUGGUUUUUUUCUCUUCUUUCGUUUGUGCUAGCACUUUUUGCAGCUUUCAGUUUUCUAGCUGACACCCGCAAGUUUGAUAAUCCACUUCAACCUUAUUUGGACCAUAUUGACAAAUUUUGGUCAUCAAUACCGGCGUCGUAUCACUAUCGUGGCAAAGUUGGAAUCGCAAUAUUUGCAUUUUUACUGUUUUUGAUCUCAAGAUUCUGGUCACGAAGUAAAUCAAGGCUUUCGCGAAGGCAGAAGAGGAGACUAGAAGAACAGAAAAGCUACGUUAUGUCUCAUGUAAAGCCAAAGAAGGAAAAAUUAUACGCAGAGUACUUGAAGCAAAGUGUUGCAGACCACGAUUUAUGAAGAUCUUGAAAUAAUUAGAUACCGACGAGACGAAGAUAACAGUUCUGACAUGAUAGAAGAUGACAAUUUUGUUUAAGAUGGACAGGCUAGUCAUUCCACUUCAAUCAAUUGACCCAUUGUUGAUUAAAUUAAUCACGUUAUAUGGUUUCUAAUUUUUCUGUCAUGCACUUUGUCCUUUAUGAA
This is a messenger RNA of Rhopilema esculentum, 1623 nucleotides long. The record is from RefSeq and is a predicted model, not a curated record. NCBI's taxonomy places the organism in Eukaryota, Metazoa, Cnidaria, Scyphozoa, Rhizostomeae, Rhizostomatidae.